GCCAGGAGGAAGCGCCCCGGGCAGGGACGGGAGAGCGGCACUGCCGGAGCGCGGGGAGGGGGACCGGCACCGCGGGGCCAGCCGCGCCGGCGGAGCCGGGGGGAAAGAUGAGCUUGUUGUCAACCAUCGACACCAGCGCCGCGCCCGUGUACCAGCCCGCCCAGCUCCUCAACUGGGUCUAUCUCUCGCUGCAAGACACGCACCAGGCCAGCGCCUUCGAUGCCUUCAGACCCGAGCCCUCCUCGUCCCAGCACCCCGACCUCGGCUACACCAAGAGCACCCCGGAGCUGGGCUCCUCACUCAGCUCCAGCUAUCUCAACAGCUUCUUCCAGCUCCAGCGGAGCGAGGCUCUGAGCAGCAGUCUCUACAAGAGUGCAUCCCCUUAUGGCUCCCUUAACAACAUUGUGGAUGGGUUAAGCUCCCUCACUGAGCAUUUCUCUGACCUAUCCCUUUCUUCAGAAGCCAGAAAACCCAGCAAGAGGCCACCUCCUAACUACCUGUGCCACCUCUGCUUUAACAAGGGACACUACAUCAAAGACUGCCCCCAGGCUCGUCCAAAAGGAGAAGGCCUGACACCAUACCAGGGCAAGAAACGCUGCUUUGGUGAAUAUAAGUGCCCCAAAUGCAAGAGAAAAUGGAUGAGUGGAAACUCCUGGGCUAACAUGGGACAAGAAUGUAUCAAGUGCCACAUUAAUGUCUAUCCUCACAAACAGAGACCCCUGGAAAAGCCGGACGGCCUGGAUGUGUCAGACCAGAGCAAAGAACACCCCCAGCACCUGUGUGAGAAGUGCAAAGUCUUGGGCUACUACUGCCGCCGUGUGCAAUAAACCUUCACCGUGGCCUCUUCCCAUCCCCAUCAUCCUGAGAGAUUCUCUG
Melozone crissalis (California towhee) is the source of this 876-nucleotide messenger RNA. RefSeq names its product zinc finger CCHC-type containing 24 (gene ZCCHC24). Gene Ontology annotation, molecular function: zinc ion binding; nucleic acid binding. The coding region runs from base 108 to 827 and encodes 239 amino acids. The transcript has 4 exons. NCBI's taxonomy places the organism in Eukaryota, Metazoa, Chordata, Aves, Passeriformes, Passerellidae. The record is from RefSeq and is a predicted model, not a curated record.